This is a messenger RNA of Haliotis rufescens (red abalone), 15714 nucleotides long. RefSeq lists its product as uncharacterized. The transcript has 52 exons. Bases 94 to 15498 code for a protein of 5134 amino acids. Gene Ontology annotation, molecular function: protein binding. Lineage: Eukaryota; Metazoa; Mollusca; Gastropoda; Lepetellida; Haliotidae. The record is from RefSeq and is a predicted model, not a curated record.
GUCGAAACGUUUUAUGUUGCAGUCAUACUGACUCUUUCAAUCGCCACAUUUCACCUCUGACCAGCAGCCAUGUAAGACGCUGUAGACAACAGAAUGGUCAACUCACACUUGUGUCUUGUUCUGCUUGCGUUGGUGUCCUGUGCUGCAGGCUCGCCGUUUGAAGAUGGACACAAGCAUUACUUCACCUACUUCUCCAAGUCUCAAGUUCUCGGCCUUCACAACUUGUCAACGAUCAUAAAGUUCCACGUGACCCCCGUGAACCAUUCCGACCAUGGCAGCAUGAACCUCCUUAUGGUAGACAGCUUUGUACAACAUUCAGACCAAGGAUAUGUGGACAACAACCCUAAACAUUGGGACCUGACACGGAACUUCCUGUUCCACGUGGGCGGGGCUGGAGCAGUGACACAGAUCUUUCACCACCCGGAGGAGGUGCACGAGGUGGUGACCCUGAAGAAACUACUGGCCGGAACACUGUCCAUGUAUAACAAGCGCUCUUCGAAGUCUAAAUGGAAAUACAGGGACUGGGAGACAGACCAGCAUGGGAAGUUACUCCACACUUAUUCCGGUAAAAGAUUGCCGACCGGAAGUGUGAUGAGCAGACGACAUAACAGCACAGCCGAAACACACAGACUGCACGAAAAGACUGUUGAAUAUGACCGCAGAGGAUUCAUAAAACAGAUCAAGUGUAAGGACACCAUCAGACUCAGAAACCAGCCUGCCCCGUCUCACACCUCCGAGGAUAUGGAGAAUGUUGUCAUAGUUUCACCGGAUACCGGAGAAUUUCCUACAUUGACGUCCACUGCGAGAAGCGUUGUGAAGCUCACAGCUCGCAGGCGACUGACUUUCACACAGGCAGUAGUGAUGGAAGACUUCAAGGUUGACACACCCCAAGUCAAGACGCCAGUACCAAAGGAGCAAACACUUAGUGAAGUGAAAGCCGUGUUCAGUGAUCUGCUGGAAUGCAUAAGAGAAUAUGACAACAAAUUCACCACUAACAGGACUGUGUGCGUUCAAGACCUUAUGCGCCUCUUCAACAACCUGACUCAGGCGGACAGAGUCGCCCUCGGCCACCAGUACCUUGCCAAGUGUGACACCAACGACACUUUGUGUAGAGAUGAGAGGUACCUGUUCCUGGACAUCCUCUGUCGGAGAGGUGACGAGGACUCGCAGAAACUGGUGUUGCAGUAUGUCCUGAACGACCAGGACGCCACGGAGGACGAACUUAGACGCCCCCUUUUCCAUUACGUCGUUCUCAAGGAACCUAUCCCGGAAACAGUAACAUCCGUUAAACAACUCUGUUUAGAUGGUGACUACGAACAUAUCCCUACAGUUGAAAUGACAUUGACCCAGAAGCGAGCUUGUCUGACACUGGGAGCUCUGGCUAGAUCGUUGUCCGAUAUGGGAAACAACACAGCUGCCGAGAAUGUCCUGGAGAAGCUAGAGAAUAAACUUGGCUUUUACAACCACACUCUCUCCUCCCCUAUCUUGGACCGCAAAAAGCGAUCAAUCCACGACUUCGAUUACGAGCAGCACCAUCACAUCGUGUCCAAGAUGGUUCUUCUACACAGUCUUGGCAAUGCUGGAAUGCCAAGGUCUUUACGUCAUAUCCGCUCAUAUCUCCAACCUAACCUUGGUUCCCCAACAUGGCGGAGGGCAGCAGCCAAUAGUCUCCGCCAGUACACCUGUAACGAGAGUGCACUGCUGCUGUUUGACAUCCUCGCCCACGAAGAGAAUGAGAAGGUCCACAAGGAGGCCAGAGAAGUGUACCUGAAACAUCCUCAACGACACCGCCUGACCAAGGACAAGGAGAAUAUUCUUCUGUGCCACGACUACACCUACAAUGCCGUGUCCCGUGUACGCCGUGACGUCUUCCACGUUGACACAAGUGAUGGUCUACGUCUCACCAUUAAGAUGCCAGGAAUCGACUGGCACAAGACCUUUGGGAGCAGCAGCAUAGGCGCGAGUCUUGGCCUGAGGAUAACCAACAUGCUUGACAUGAAGCUGCAUCCAUUACACAGUUUCUUUAGCAUCAACGUUGAUGAUGAAGCGUGGGUGACAGCAAACAUCGGCAUAAUUGGCAAACACGUGGACAUCGUCAGGGCAAAGUUUUGUUAUGCUGGCCGCAUAAAAUAUGACCUCAACGUUUUAAAGGAUUUCAACAUCAACCACUUCAAGGAUCUCCUUCAGAAGCUGGACAAUAUAUUCCACUCCAUAGUAGAUGGCAUCAAAGACGCAAUCACUAUGUUUAAGAAGAUCACCCAACCAGGUUAUAUUAAAGGAAUGCUGACAGAGAUCAUCAACUUUGUGAAGAGCCUCCCCAGCCUAGUUGUCCAGUUUGUGGAAGACUUCGUGGACCUUGUGAAGAAAGUGGUCAAUUACCACACUGAUCCCAUCAUGGAAAAGGUGAAACAGAUCGCACAGAGGGUCAAGGCUUUUGCUGAGGAGAUCAAACAGGACGCCUUGGAGUUCUACCACAGCCUUGCUGACCCUGUGGUGAUAACGCUUCCCAAAGUUGGCAAGAUGCUGAAAGAGGCUGGAGAUGACAUCAUCGCAAUCUUCAAGGACUUCUUCAAGAGUCCAGCACAAUCCUUCUCCAGAAUUGGACAAGCUGUCAUGAAGGUUCGCCUUGCUGUCACAAUGGUAAUAGAUGCCAAGAAUAAGAUAGCUGACGCUUGCUCAUUCUCUAAAGGAACAAGCCCAUUCUGGAUGCAUAUCGGGGAAGGAGUGACACAAAUAACAGAUGACAUCAAGGACUUGGUGGCCACGGUUAUGGACAAGGUCAACACCAUCAUACAUCCCCGAUCAUCAAGCUCGGAUGGUACCAACGAUGGCAUCAUGGGACCUUACAAGAUGAAGACCUGGUUUAACAAUGAGUCACAGGUUAUGCUGUCAAACGUCACUUCAAGGAUGUCAGGACUGAAGACCAUGGCAGAUCCUUUCUUCAAAGCAUACAAAGACGUCAUGGGUGUCGUCACUGGUGUAAAGACGGCAUUUGAAACCGUGAAAACAGUUGUCAAUGUGGGAAAGUCACUGGUUCAAAAGAUAUUCGGAAGCAAGUUCCACCGUCGGUUUCCAGCAGAGAGAAACUCCGGGUCCUGUACAGACGCUGUAUGGCCUGCCACAGGUGGGAACAAGUAUCCGACAAUCGGCGUUGACGUCAGUGCUGACCCUGGACAUAUUAUUGUAAAUCCUGUAGCAGGUAUCGUCCAGUCAACAGGUGCUGACGAAGUCACAAUCACACCUACCGAUGACAACUUCAUGGAAUACCAGGUCGUUAUUAACAACGUCAUUCCCAACAGUAACGUCACAGAUUCGGGCUCUGUCAUGGAAGCCGGCGACGACAUCGGCACAGCAGGAGACAUCAACUGCAGUCCCAACUUUAUACACGUUGCUCUUCGUGUCACAGAAACGGGAGAAUGCGCUGACCCAUCUAAAUAUCUGGAUAGGCUUUUGCCCAUACCACACUGGGUACAAGAAUGCAAUGAGCACACGUUCUACUACAUUGGCAAGACAUACGAUGCCGACGGAACGACGGAUGGAGCCCCCAAGGAAAUUAUUGAAAAUUACAUUGGUUCACAAUUCUCAAAGAUGCAGACUUCUGCUCAUGUCGAGCCUGACCCCGCUACCCCCUUCAAACCUGAAGGAACAGAUCGACCUAAUGUCAAAGCUCUCGCAAACUCCUUCCACAAUCUCUUGUCGCCGCUGAAGAACUUUGGUCAUAUGUUGAAGUCUAUCGCGAUUCCCAAUAUUGAGUCUGUCUUCAACAUCAACACGAUGACGGUAUCAAAGCUCAAAGAUAUUUUGAAGGCCAGGCUAGACAUCGUGAAGAGAAUAGACAACUUUGUUUCCGAGGUUGACCUUUGUCUACACUCCAGGCCUGUGGAAGAACCAGUGUCUCUUUCAACCUUUAAACUGCGUAGUCUUCUCGCCUUGAGCAAAAUACCUGUCAUUGGAGAUAAGAUUGGAAUGGUCAAAUCUCUAGUAACGCAUGGACUUGAUGCGUGUCCAAACCUGAAGUCAGGUCUAGCUUAUGGCUUCGGCCAUCUGUGUACCCCUGAUCCCGACUGUCAAGGCAUGUCCUGUGGUGUUGUGUUUCCAUACUCAAACUAUCACAAGACUGUCAGGGUGUAUAUCAGGUCCUGUGGCUCCAGGUUACAUCUUACAUUCCCUGGUAUGACACGAGAGCAUGAUGCUAAAGAUGUCCCCCAAAUCAUCGAUCUGCCUCUCACAGACACUUUUGUGAAAAAAUUCCACAUCAUCUUCCGACUGAACACUUUUGAAAAUGGAGCAGAUAUGGUAGUGAGUCUAACAGGCAAUCUAUGUUCAACGGACUUCGGCUCUUGUCUUCCUAUGGUGCAGAUUCUGAACAGAACAAAGUUCAAUAACCCCCUUUGUAACCCAGCUAGUGCAAAUGCCAGCACUGUGUCUAAAAUCGAGUCUAUGGGUAUCCGACUGUGGAUGUCGAAGAUAUCCCAAUGUCAUCUGGACAUGCGAGUGGCAGGAGAGCUGCUCAACGACAUUAGACAGGGCAUCCUCCACGUGCUGUUUGAUACUACGAAGAACCCCCUAGAAGCAUUGCAAAAGGAGUUCAAGGAGAAGAAAGAUAGCUGCAGUCAUAAAAAAAUCCCAGUUAAACCCAUGGACAUGACAUUUUUCUCAUUCAAUAAUCUAUUCAUGGUUGGGCCAAUUCCAAUGACCCUAGGAUUUGGCGCUGGUGGGACAAUUGGCGUAGAAGUUGAACUGAGAGUGUGUUUCAUGAGCAUGAGGUUGGAGGGGAAACUAACUCCCAGUUCUUCCAUCAACGUUUGGGGCAGUCUCGGGAUUGACAUAGGAUUCGCUUAUGGAGGAAUCACACUUACAGGCUACAUCAUGCAGACCAAGUUUCCAGUGACUGGCACGUUAGGGUUUGCAAAAUUCCCACUGGAUGUGACUGCUCGUAUGGAUAUGGAGAUGGUGCCACUUGCCCUAAAACUGGAGGCAUACGCUAAGCUAAGGCUGAUAUUUGUAACUGUCACCGUAUACAGGGGCAAUAUUUGGUACUAUUCAACACCCACAAUCAAGAAAAAUAUUUUCACAACGCCGAACAAAGGGAGUGACUCCUCCCCACCAACAUUCUCAAAGAAUUCUGUUGGUACCAGAAGCAAGAGAUCUGCUGCUUCUGGGGGCUGUGAGGUGAAGCAGAUAAAAGGACGCUCGCCAUCAGAUACUGCAUUCAUUCUGAAAGCUACAUCCGAUGAUGAUGUCAGUGAAGUGAAGAUGCAUUAUGGCAUAGGAACAAUUUCAGGCGGUACGGAUGUAGUUGACUGGACGGAAAUGGCCGGAAACACACUUACAAUGCCCAUGAAGCUCCCGUUUGGAGUUCCUCUCUACUGGACAUUAAAGGCCAGUAACAGUGAAGGCGGGGAAGCUAAAACACAGUGCAUGCUGCACACAUAUGACAACACUCCUUCAGAUGGUAGAGUUGAUGAAGAUUUCAGAAUUUCAAGUAAUCCAUUUGAACUUGGUGGCACAGUGGUUGUAAUUGAUGAUAGCAUAGUCGAUCCACAACAGGAGAUAGCCCUUGGAUUCAGUUCUGGAUCACAGGGGAAUGAGGUCAUACCUUGGGAACCUAUAUCUCUUGAAAGAACCACAAUGAGGUCAGGAGAACCAACAGAACUUAAAUAUUUCUCUCUGUCAAAGACUGGAAGUUUGACCGCUGAACCACUGAAAAGUCUUAAAACCAGGUUUGAUCACGAAUGCGCAAAACAGUGCAUUGAUUUCGGUCAAAACUGUGUUUCAUUUGAUUUUGAAUAUAAUACACAGGUGUGUGACCUCCAUUCUGUUGGGGAAGGCCCAAGUGCUGCUCUGAGACAAAAUGGAAACUACAAGUCUUUUGAGAGACUUGGCGUUGGUCAGAAACAUUACAAACUCUUCAAAAAUCUUAAUCUAACCCACAAGGAGACAUAUUUCAUGAAUACCCACGUUACCAAUGAACUUGGGUAUGAGAGCCAUCUGUCCUCUCACGGAACGCUCCUAGAUCUGACGCCUCCCAGUCCUGGACCUGUUGGGAACACCACGAAGGAUGAAACCACAUUCGAUGGCUGCUCAGCAUCCAUCCUCCAACGUUGUAAGGAUCUGUCCAAACUACCCAAUCACAGGAAAAUAACUGAUGGACCUGGUGGAAGUACUGUCUUCAAUGGACACAACAAACGGAUUGAUGAAAAGUAUACUCUUUCCAACAACCUUAUUGCAGGGAACUGGGAUGGCUUUCAUGACAACGAGACUGGCAUCUAUGGUUACACUUGGGCUGCUGGUACAUCUGUAUGUUCAAACGAUGUGGUGGACUACAACGACCCUCAUGCUAAAAUACCCAGCAGGAAUGAGUGGACCUACAGCGGCUUGACCUCAGGCCUUCAUCUCUCUGAUGGGCCUCAUUACGUCACAGUUCAAGCUGUCAACAACAUCAUUCAUGGCGGGGCUCUUGUCACAACAGUGUGCCACUCAACACCCAUCAUAGUCGACACGACACCGCCCAUCUUUAAAAGCAUUGAUGAAGUCUUCUUUGAUGGCGAUUUUGAGCUACUUGGACUGUACUACAAUGGAUCCGAUCCUCUAUCAAAAAUUGCCCAUGUCCACUUUGGGCUUGGAUUAACACAAAAUGAUGUCAGCCUGCGAUCCUAUGAAGAAUAUAAAUCCUUUGGUGACCCAAAACCAUAUGUAUUGGUUGAAGAUUUUGUCCUGGCUCAAGGAGUUUCUGCUUGGCCUAGAAUUCGACUUACUAACAGUGUUGGUCUCUCCACAAGUGGCCACGCCAAUGAACCGAUCAUUGUGGACGACUCUCCGCCAGUAGUUGGCAUCAUCAAUGACGGGGCCGUUGUUGGCGUAGAUGUGGACUACCAGGCAGAUGCACAUGCCAUCUGCGCUCAGUGGGAAAAUUUCUAUGACUCGGAAUCUGGAAUUAAGAGGUACUUGUGGGGUGUUGGUACCUCGUCUGGUAUGGACGACGUUGUCAAGUUCAAAGUGGAGGACCGUACAGUCCACAAUGACUGUAGCAGUGUUUCACUGACUCACAACACUACAUAUUACUCAACCAUCAUAGCAUUCAAUGGAGCUUUGAACAUGAAGAGGGUUAACUUUACUUCAAAUGGAGUCCUGGUGGAUAUCACGGACCCAGUAAAGGGCUGGAUCAAAGAUGGAGGUGAUGCAACACAUGAUGCCACUUACUCCUCAGAGCAAGCUCUGAUUCAGGCUGUUUGGGGGGGUUUCUCUGAUGCUGAGAGUGGGAUUGUAAAGUAUGAAGUCGACAUAUAUAUCAACAACCAACACAGGAAAACUAACACAAUCUUACCAAGCCAGGAUGGCCAGUUGAACUACUUGAACGAGAAAACACUCGAACUGAAGCAAGGUGAUGUCGUGUAUACAAAAGUCAGGGGAUUCAAUGGAGCAGGAAAGAGUGUCGAAGCCUCAACCAAUGGCUUUACACUAGACCUGACACCGCCAGUAGCCUACUUUGUUCACGACAAUGAUGGGCAACAAGAGUUCCAGUUGGAUAAGACAGGACUUCAUCUAUCAUGGAAGUUUGAGGACGCUGAAUCGGGUAUCGAGAAGUAUAUGGUUUCCGUUUUUAAAAACUUCGCUGGCAUGAAGAGAAGAAUCUGGCCCUCGACUGACGAGGCAAAGGACAUACCCGCAACAGGAGGGCAAAUAUCCUAUCCUCUGACAAGUCUUACCCUUGUGAAUGGGGCACGCUACUUUGCCCAUGUAAUAGCUGUCAAUAAAGCCAAGAUGUCAAAAACUGUUGAUUCUCCAGGUGUGGUGAUCGAUUACACACCACCAAAAGUAGAGAAGAUCCACCUUGGGCCACUGAAGGAGGAUGAGGAAAUUGAAGAUGGAAAACUUAUCCAUACCGACAAUUCCAAAAUGACAAUCUCCUGGAAAGUAAGUGAUGAUGAAAGUGGCAUCAGUGAUGUAUUUGUUGCCAUUGGAAACUCGGAACAUGAUCAGUCCAUAACCAAUGGGUUUCUCACUUUCUCCCAGACAAGUGAGGUGACACUGAGACAUCUGAAACUGAUUGAUUCUCUGACAAGUGGCAUCUACUACUACAUCCAGAUUAAGGUAAAGAAUGGUGCAGGUGCAGAAUCCAAUGUAACCAUUUCCAGACCAAUUAAUGUCCUACCUGGAAAUGUCCCAGGUGUGAUAUAUGAUGGAAGGAAACGUUUCAUUGAUGCAGACUACCUGCAUGAUAAAUCAACCUUUGCGAUGUCAUUCGCUGGUUUCAAAAGUAUUGCCUGUGGUAUUGUUGCCUAUGAGUGGGGCAUUGGGACUGAGCCUUAUGUGACAGAUAUUGUGCCAUUCACUGGCUUUGGUAUUGUCAAGACGAAUGAAUCAUCAGGCUUUGGACAAAUUGACAUCCAACUCUUUGAAGGUGUGAAGUACUUCACGACAGUUCGAGCAAGAACUGGACACAGUUGUCAUGAGGAACACAUAGUUUCAACAUCUGAUGGUAUCAUGGUGGACACAGAGGGACCUAUAAUCAAGGCAUCCAACAGAAAAGGACAUACAAUCCCAGAUGUUACGUCCUGGGGAGUGGUGUUCCAGACUGACACCGACAUAGUUGAAGUAGUUCCUGAUGUCACUGAUCCCUCUGGAGUAAAUGCAAGCCACGUAUGCUUAGGUUCCUACCCAUAUGAGGAUGACAUCCACAAAUGCAGUAUUCAGAAUGAAAAGAGCGUCAAGGGACUACAUCUGCAGCCAGGAUCAUCAGUAUUCAUAACAAUCGAAGCCAAAGACAAUGCUGACAACAGUGCUGUAUGGGAGUCUGUUGCCUUGAUCCCUGAUUCCACUCCACCCGAACUGGUUAACUUCACAUGUACAAAGGAAAUUUCUAGCAUUAAAUCUGGAAUAGCUUGUGUUUGGGAUGAAGCAAGGGAACAUGAGAGUCACAUGGAAUCUAUCCGUAUCUGCCUUGGUGUGGCUGAUAAUCCCUGUUCACUGUCUCCUUUUGAAAACAUACCACUCCAAAAGAGAUCAUGGAAAACUGACAUCUUUAGAGUUGUUGACAAGGUAAAAGACGAUAAGAUAUUUGUCACAGCUCACCUAGCAAAUGCCAUGAAGAAGGAAACUAGUUUGACUAGAGAAGUAAUCCUUGAUUCAACAAUACCUACAGCUGGUCGAGUUUUGGUUGUUACCAAUGACCGAUUGAGAGAUAAAACUACUCAUAAGCAAUGUCAAGUGCCAAACUCCUUCGUUGAGGUGAUCAUAACAGGAUUUGAAGACAUUGACACAGGCAUAAGCAGGUGUGAAGUUGGACUGGGUCGCGAACCGGGCUCAACAGAUGUUCACAGAAUGAUAACUGGCGAGCCGGAGACAGUUAUUUUCUUUGGAAGACUAUCUCUACAACCAGAAGAUAAAGUGUACGCUACAGCAACAUGUAUAAAUAGGGCUGGUCUCUCAGCAUCUGCAACAUCUGAAGCAGUGGUAAUUAGCCCAUCCCCACAACUUACAGUUACUGAUGGCUCUGAAGAGAAAGACGAAGAUUUCCAGACAGGUCUCUCAGCUCUAGAAGGACACUGGCAUUACACCAGUGGUUGUCCUGUGGUUAAGACUGAGUGGCAGAUUAUGACAGUUAGCUGGACUGUUUUCCAAGACUUCACACCAAUACCAGAAUCCCACGGAAUAUUCUUCAAUGACGAACUGCAUCUCACAGCAGGAUUUACCUACAUCAACGCGAUUCGUGUAACUGAUGCCAUAGGAAGAAUUCACAUCGCAUACUCUGAUGGUGUGACUGUUCUCAUAGAACCACCACACCCAGGGGCCGUCAGGGAUGGGGUGGAUAAAGAUACAGAUUACCAGACGUCUACAGUCGAACUAUCAGCCAACUGGGAUGCGUUUGGUAAGCCAAAUAGUACAGAUGCCACUCAGGAGAUCGAUCGAUAUGAAGUUGCGAUAGGUGAUGAUGUCAAGAACCCAGCUUCACGAUACAACGUCCAUUUCUUUGAAACUGCCUUCCUUAAUACUUCGUACAGAUUCAGAAAUCUGAAACUGAAAGCUAAGUUGAUAACAUAUUACGUAACAGUACGUGCAUACAGCAAGGCUGGGAGUUUUGAAGAAGCAUACUCAGAUGGCAUUAAGGUUGGAUUUGAUUUGGACAUAACCCCUGGGAGCAUUGACUUAAACAAGUACAGUGAUAGCAGUGAGGAUCUAAAGGUCUCAUGGACUGGUUUCUACUCAGAUAUUGGAAUCACAGAGUACACUGUUGGAGUCAGCAAGGAUAGUAUUACCCUUCCAGUCAAUACUACUAACUGUAAGUCACUGAUGUCUGCCAUUUCCCCAUACAAUUCAUCCUUCAGAUCUGUUGGACACGACACUGUAGUGCAUAUGCACAAUCUAAAGCUUCAACAAGGUCAUUCUUAUUAUGUGACAGUCAUUGCUCAUGACAAGGUUGACUCAUGCAUUGGUGUGUCCGAAGGUCCUGUGACCAUUGAUACAACUCCACCUACACAAGGUCAUAUUUCUGCACUUGGAGGUGAGAGUGCAAAGGUUCUGUACAUCAGCAGCAGCGAUGAGGUGACCUUACACUGGAGUGGCUUUGAGGACAAUGAAAGUGAUAUUCAAACAUACCACAUACAGCUGUAUUCAGAAAUGCCCUGUAAGCACGAAUCGAAGAAACUGGUCAAAGUAAUGGAUGUUCACAAUAAAACGCAUAUUACUCUAUACAGUUUGAAUCUAACUCUCACUCUAAUGUAUACGUUUACAAUAUCUGCCAUCAACCGAGCUGGUCUGAAUACUACAGCUGCAACACUGCCUAUCCUCAUCGAUGUCUCAAGGCCACAAGCCGGAACUGUGAAAGUUGGUGGAGACUGGCACACAUCAAGGACCUUCCAAAGUGAAAAUGAUAGAGUUGUAGUGCAAACGGCACUGGCCAGAAGCAGGAAAGGGUCAGAAUGCAAACGGAGUAAGGAAAUAUUCCCCAAACCUUCAAAUAAGGAACACUGGCAAGUUCUGGUCAGAUCAGACAUAUCAAAUUCCUCUGCUCUUGUAGAUAAGUAUGCACAAGUGGCCCUCACAUAUGAUGAAAAUUUAAAAGAUGUCAUACGUGGAGGGUUAAUUCUUGACCUUGAGGAUUCACUAACAGAAGGAAAUUACACAUUCAAGUUAUUAAGUGCAAAAGGACAGAAUAUCAUCACUUCCCUACAUAUUGAAUUCUCUGAUAUAUCUGCCUACCAAACUCCAGUCCUGAAGGACAUACCAAGACUCGAUGAUGAUGUGUCUGACAAAACCAACACAACUCUCAAUGAAACUGAAGAAGAAGUUCAAUGCCUUUCAUCACCAGGAGUUGCAGUCUUCUUCUAUGGCUAUGAUGAUGAUAUCCAUGCUUGGAAAGGACGAAUCUGUUUAAGAGAUGAUAGUAAGCAAACAGAAUCCUGGUUUGACUUACCUGGAGAUCCAUCAGACUAUGUUUAUGAAAUUAGCCUAAGAUUCAUGAAAGACUUUGAGAAUGUGAAGGUAACAUGGAGGACAACACUUUUCAUCGAAGGUCAUCGUAAAGCAGAUAUUGAAGGUUACACAUUUUCUGGAAAACCCAGCAUCAUCUACCGUGUACACAAUCUCAAUUAUUACAAGCCUCCUGUUGGAGAUCCUCUCCAUCCAUUUUUUACACAGGCUGUACUGAGCUAUUUGGCAGUACCUGACACAGUUGACAGAGAAUGUUUACAUGGCGAACCAUUCUAUGAUGGAGAGAGUGGACUGAAAGAAUUAUGGGUUGGGAUUGGAACAAAUAAAAGCUUCAUGGACAAUGUGCUUCCAUUCAAAUUGGAAUCAACAUUUUGUCUACCAUGCAAGGAUAGCUGUAUGGAAGCAUGCGAUCCAAACUGCUCUGUUUCAUCUAUUGAAAAACUGUCUGUCCUGUCACUGGAACUUGUGAACCUAACUCUGGAUCACAGCGAAAAGUUAUCAGAUCAUAAAAACACAAACUCCUCAAAACUGAUGGAUUUUAAAGCUCCAACAUAUUAUAUCAGUGUGAAGGCUGUGAACUUUGCAAAUCAAUCAACUGUUGUGACGUCAAAUGCUUUCCAAGUUGACAUCACUCCACCAGAGUUCCAGUACAUGAUGUGUGUUGAUCCUCAACACUCUCUGGACGAACCUACUGACUUCAUAGGCUCUAAUAACAGUGUUGGGGCGUUCUGGGAGUGCAGUGAAGAUGUCAGUGAGAUAGCUGAAUACACACUUCAGAUUGGCAGAACAAAAGGAGGUCACGAUGUUUUGAAUGCAACCUCUGUUGGGUUAAAGAGAAAGGUUGGUUUGACACUGGAGCAUGCGACCAUGGACGAUGGCAAAACCUACUAUGUCACUGUGACAGCUAUAAAUUCAGCAGGAUUAUCUACCCAGACGGUAUGCAAUGUGACGGUAAUGAUGGGGGCACCUGCUGUUUCUAGUGUCUACACACAAAGUCUCUUUACCUCAGGGUACACAAAGCAUGCCGUGUCACUGACACCCUCACAACACAGUAUCGGUAUCCGUGUACAUGGUGGAUAUGGCACUCUUUACUAUGAAUGGACUAUUGGCACCGUCCCCGCAACUGAUGACGUCUUCCCCAUCAUCAAAGUGGCAACACAAGCAGAUUCCAAAAUAUCUAUUGAACAAGGACAUCUGUUGAUCGAUGGAAAAAUUACAAACAUAUCUCUCAGUGACUACAAUACUAACGACACAGAUAGCAAUACCUCCAAAGCAGAUGGGUCUUUCCUGAUGCUCGAGCCAGGCAGGUGCUACUAUCACAGUCUACAUGCUGUGAGCCGUUCCCAUGUUGCGGUUGCUGUGUCUACCCAACCAGUCUGCGUUAAACGAAAAGAUGACAUUCUUGUUGAGCUUGAGGAUAAUAAUAACACCAUGAAGUCGGUGGUCAUUAAUGCAUCAUCUGGUGGUGGCAAUGAAACACUGCACCUGACAAUUAAAGGUUACAACGGAAGCCUCCUCAUUGGCACUUUAAACUCAACUGAUUUAUCCAUGAUCUAUGGAAGUGCAGCGACUGCAGAAUAUGUUCCUUAUAUUACUGAUCCCCGGGAAACAUUGGAAGCUACUUCAAGGCUUCUCCAUGGGCGGAUCAUAAGGCCAUCGGGACUGUCAUUCUAUAUCUCACCAGCCACUGAAGCAUUUGUGGACCCGUUGAUGGAUUUCACUGUUCAUGGUAUUUUCCCCAAGGAUGCAAACAAGACCAUUGCCCUGCUGUCUUGGAAUAAAGAUACAGAAAAGUGGGAACUCUCUCCUGAACGCUGUCCGAAAGAUCUAGCAAACAACAGUGCAACUGGAAAGCUGUGCCUCCAAGGCCAGAGACAUGUAAUGAAUGGAAAAGAAUACAUCGCUAGUAUGCAACCCCAACUGCUGUGUCUGUUUGAAAUAGACAAGGAAGUACAGAAUACACCACCAGUUGUCAUCACACAGAACAUAACGUCCGACGAAGACCAGCCACUGAUAGAAUACAUUGAUGUCACAGACAAAGAGGAUGAUCUUAUCUCCUUUACACUCACGGGCCAAGGACAACAUGGGAAUGCAUCUAUUACCACUGAUGGCUAUCUUAUCUAUUCUCCAGAACCUGACUAUUGUGGAGAAGAUACAGUUAUGGUAGAGGCAAAAGAACAGAACGUUCCUCUUGGAGCCAAGACAUACAAUGUACUACAGGACAUCCACAUCCAGGUCCUCUGCAUUGAAGAUCCUCCAGAACUACGAUUCAUCAGUCCGAAUGAUGACGUGUAUGAUGCCGAUGUUGAUGCCACUGUCAAUGUUGAACUUUUGUCUUCGGCAAGUACCUCCACCAGUAAACUCCUUGGGUUCUUUGUUCUAUCCGAUCGAGACGUUAGCAAACUUGACAUUGUAUUUGAUUCAGCAGCUGCAAAAGAGGUUAACAUUGAACUGAAGAACACGACUCAGACAGAGUCUAUGAAAGCACUGAGCAAGCUGGGCCACCACAAAGAGAAAUCGAAUCUGGUGUAUGGGGUCUGGGUCAUCAUGCCUGCAAAUUCACAGCAUAACAAAACAAUCAAAUUCCGAGCCAAAGACGACGAGAAGGUCCACAGUAAUCUCAUAUCCUUAGAAAUAUCGGUCAGAAAGGGUUCAUGCCAAGGUCAAGCUUGUAAUGCAAUCAAAACCCAGGGCCUGAAACGUGAUAAAGCUGAAGUCUUCAGCGACCAUCAAGCAGUACACAAGAUGCUCACACCGCCUCCUCAGUUGUUCAGGAACGAUUUUCUCGGAAAAGGAUCUUUGCAAAGUGGAGCAUCAGGAUUGCAGGGGAGGAGUAUAUCUCUCAGCAGGGACGGAAUCUUCUCACUGGCUUUAGAUUUUUCUGAGGCCACAGAGCAUAUUAUGAUCUUGACAGCAUCAGGAAAAGUGAACAUCUCUGCAUCUGACAAAGUCCCUAUUGAAGAAAUGAACAAGAACGCAGACCGACAAAAUAGAGGGAGGUUUGUAGAGCAGCUCGGCACACCGCUAACUGUGAAUGUUAAACCCGAAGACCUAAAUGGGACGCAUGUAGACAUUAGAGUUAAAUCGGCGCACGACAACACGACCAGCGUCAAACUGUUCUUCAAAGGCAAUUAUGGUGCAUGGCAUCCACUGCCUGAUGUAUGUAAGAGAACUAAGUCGACUGUUCUGACAGAGGACCAGUACCUGGUUUCUUUAUGUCCAGUUCUCUUUGAUAAGAUGAACCUUACCAAGUCUAACAAUGGAGACGUGUCGAUUUACCUGGCAAUAUUUGCCUUGAAGAACACUCCCGUCAACACCCCACCCCUUCUGGAGGACGUUGUAAUCUAUGUUCAGGAGAGUCAUUCACUAAAUCACCAAAUCAAGGCAAAAGAUGCUGAGGGGGAUAAAUACACAUUUAGUAUGACGAAACAACCAACACAUGGCUACGGUGACCUCGAUGCCACAGGAAACCUAUUCUAUUCUCCAACGCCUCACUAUAGUGGUCUGGAUCACAUCGAGAUUGAGCUUGCGGAAGUCCCUGUAGAAGGGUUCAAACCAAAAGCUCAAAGAUAUACAGUCACCAUCACUGUUACUGCAGUGAACGACCCGCCCAUCAUCUAUUACCUUCCUCCAGACAGUGGUAUGUUCCGGGUAGAAAAUCAUGACCUAGUGGAACUCGACAUUACGAGACCAAUCCCCUACCAAACAACUGUCGUUGACCUCGGCAACGUCGUCGCAGCUGACUGGGAUGAGGAUGAUGACUUCACUUACCAGAUUAUACACCUGAAUAAGACGGAUCACUACUUUGGUGUACAGUCAACCACUUUACCUGAUUCGAUCUGGACCACCAAGCUCUAUGACAUCAACCGGCUUCCACAAAAGAAGGCCUCCAAAAUAACGUUGCACUUACCAUCAGAGUUCAAGGGUACCUUGAUGUACAAGGUAAUUGUCAAGGACAUGGCAGGGGCACAGGUUGGGCUGGAUCUGAACGCCAAGGUUUCCUACAACUUCUGUCAGGCUGGAAGUGCGUGUAUUGAUCACGUCAGCGCCAAACGCAUUGCCUAAAGAAUUCGACAUCCUGUUCACAGAACGCUUUGCUAUACCGUAUCUAUACUUUUAAUUAUGCAUUGUGUUAUUACAGCAAAAUUCAUAAUGUGUUACACAAAUACAGAAGCAUACAUAACAUAGUCUACUUGAGUAUGAUCGAUGUUCAGGAAGGUAUUAUAUUGCCAUGACUUAUUGUAAAUAAUUUGAAUAAAGGCUUUUUGUGCAUCUCAAAAA